AUGGACAACCUCAUCCAUUUAGGCUUCAGCAAGACUCUUCAAGGUGGGAAGGAGGCGAAUAGCGGCCAGCGCUUCGGUCGAAUGCUGUGCCUGAAUGCCGGCUCUUCGUCGCUCAAAUUCAAGCUGUUCGAUGUGUCGACCUAUCGACCGGAUUCGAUCGCUUUGAUCGGUGGGUCGAUCAAACUUGACUCGUCCUCGGACACUGCGCGAGUCGACAUGUUCUGCUCUUCCAACGACAAGCACCACAGCGAUACGAAGGAGUGGAGCGAGAUCGCUUCGGGCGAAGUGCUCGCUUACCUUUUCUCGACAAUGGCCGAUCUACUCGGUGAGGGUCUGGGUAUUAUGACGGUGGUACACAGAAUCGUGCAUGGCGCACACCUGGACCAGUGUGUUUCGAUCACGCGUGACGACCAACACCACCUCCACACGUUGCAGUUCCUCGCCGAAUUCGCGCCGUUGCACAACGCUGUCAGCGUUCAACUGAUCAAGGUCUGUCUCAACUCGACGGAGCUGAAUCGGAAGCAUACGAAUGUGUGCUGUUUCGACACCAACUUCCACCGGUCGAUGGAUGAGGUGAAGAGCGGAUACAUGGUCGAUCCCAAUCUGGCAGGCGAGCGACUUCCUGGAGGGAUGAAGUUGCGCAAAUGGGGAUUCCACGGGCUGUCGUACGCCUCGGUUCUCAGCACGGUCUCUCGAUCGAUCAACAAAGAUGCGCACAAUCUCAACUUGAUCAUGCUCCAUUUAGGCAGUGGAAGUUCGAUCUGCAGUGUGGUACGGGGUCGAAGCUUCGAUACAUCGAUGGGCUUGACUCCGUUGGAAGGAUUGCCGGGUGGCACGAGGAGCGGCUCGGUAGAUCCGGUGUUAGCUCUCCACCUGUCAAGCGCAACGCUCCCUGGAGGAAAGGACGGAACGGUGGAGAUCGCCGAUGGAAUUCGGGUGUCGAGAGCAGAGGUGGUGUUGAACAAGCACAGUGGGUUCAAAGCGGUAGCCGGAAGUAGUGAUUUUGCCGAGAUCGUUCAGAGGAGGAACGAAUUUUUACAAGGCAGAACGAUGGGCAAACACAAAGAAGAGGAGAGGAGUAAGGACAGAUCGGCAGUAUUGGCGUUUGAUAUGUUUGUUGAUCGGAUCGUGGGCUUCAUUGGGGCGUAUGUGUUGAAGAUGUGCAGUGCGGGUGGCGUGGACGCGGUGGUGUUGGCGGGCGGAAUCGGGGAGAAGAGUCACGAGUUGUGGGCAGAGUUGGCGAGCAAGGUAGAGUUGAGCAGUGUAAGCGUUUCUGGCGAGAGCGUGGUACGAGCGAAGGAAGAUGAAAGCAAGUGUUGGCAGUUGAAGAGAGAGGAGUUGAGGUUGGAACAGACAAAUAGGACCACGGCGAUGGGUCAGUGUGUGCCUUGGUUGGUGUGUAGGACGGACGAAGAGGGGGAGAUGGCCAAGGAGGUGAUUGAUGCUUGGGUUCGUGGUAAGCAGUAG
This is a messenger RNA of Mycosarcoma maydis (corn smut), 1467 nucleotides long. RefSeq lists its product as uncharacterized. Gene Ontology annotation, molecular function: acetate kinase activity. Gene Ontology annotation, biological process: acetate metabolic process; phosphorylation. The record is from RefSeq and is a predicted model, not a curated record. The transcript has a single exon. Bases 1 to 1467 code for a protein of 488 amino acids. NCBI's taxonomy places the organism in Eukaryota, Fungi, Basidiomycota, Ustilaginomycetes, Ustilaginales.